Molecule: messenger RNA, 1212 nt
Organism: Myzus persicae (green peach aphid)
Lineage: Eukaryota; Metazoa; Arthropoda; Insecta; Hemiptera; Aphididae
Exons: 5
Coding region: 536-1090 (184 amino acids)
Biological process (GO): regulation of transcription by RNA polymerase II
Cellular component (GO): nucleus
Source: RefSeq, a predicted model, not a curated record
GUGCUACAAUCACAGCAGCGGCGACCGUACCACAGAAUAGAUUAAAUUUAAUCUACUCGUAUUCUGUGACCGUACUAUCAGCCAUGAUAAAUUAAAUUAUCGUGCUAUCAGCAGACUGUAGUCGUGGUCCCUACAACCAAAUCUAUAGUAUUUGCUACAACUGAGUAGUGACUACUGAGUACUGACUAGUGAGUACUGCUGUCUGCUACUGUUCUCUGCUCACUGCUCUUGUUCCUCUCGCAUAUAACUUUUUAGUUCAACGUUCAAUAGUUUAUCCUUUUAAUGUUGUAACUCAUAACAGUCAUAUGUACUUGUUAGCACAAUUUUUGCAGUUGUAUUGUAUCAAUUUAUUUGUUUAUUUUUAUAUUCUGUGAUUUGAUAACCUUUGCUUAUUGGAAUUUCAAAUUUGUUAUACAUUGACCCCCCUACUGUUCUGUUACAUCUAGUAUGUAGGUGUUUGAACAUUUGAUUUUAAUUGUAAAAACAUUAUCGUUGAAGUCGUUUGUGUUAUUUAUCCAAGUUUUAUUUUUGUAAAAUGAGUGAAGAAUAUAAAUCUUACACGCCUGGAUGGAAUGAUCCACCCUCAUAUUCAUUUGAAGACACAGUGAGUGCUCAACAUGAAAAUCGCCCUAAAAUAUUUGAUAGAAUACCUGCACGAGUCUUUCCAAAUGCUCCUAGCGUGCAGUCAAUUAACAAUCAAAUACUAUUAGACAACGAUGAAGUUUCCAAUAAAAACUCCAAUAAUACUUCAAAAAUCCCUGCAGUUUCAUCAUUGGUAUUAUGUGACAUUCCUGUGGAAGAACGCUUAUCAUAUGUGAUGACGUCUCUGAGUGAUUCAAUCCAAAAGUCAACAUUAUCAGAUUCCAAAAAAUCGGAUAUUAGUAAACGGUUGUCAAGACUGGAAAUCAGUUGGAAAGAUAGUCAAUUUACAGAUAUAGUACAACAAAAAACUAUUGCAUUAGUCAAAGCAAUCAAAAUCAAUGAUUAUGAUGAAGCAAAUAGAUUACAAAUGGCAUUAAUGGUUGACCACACACGUCAGUGCAACACUUGGAUACCUGCUAUUCGACAAUUAAUUAAUCAGCAUACCUAAAUUUAUAUUCGAUAAUUGUUUAUUCGUAAUAUGUAUGUAUUAAAUAAAUUAAGAUAAUUUUAAAAUUCGGUGUACAACAAUUGAAUUCAUGUGUAUCAUUAUAUCAUAAUCCGUUAAUUAUA